AUGUCGACCAAAAAACAUUUACGGAGUCAAGCAAAAGAAAUUACUGCGAAAGUGUACCGCAGAAUGAAAUAUGAAGCGGAAAAUGGAGUGGAAAAACUAUCUGACGCUAGAUGGCGAACUGCUCAAGCCGUUGGUGUUAGUGAAUCUACGAUUACACGAAUUUUGAAAGAAGAGAAGCAAGCUAGUACAUCAAAUGAUACGUCACAAAAAAUUUUUAGAUCGCCCUCAAAACCAAAAAGGAAGCGUACCAAGUCUAACCUGGAUGAUUUUGAUAUGGGUAUACUUCGCAGAACGAUAGCGACAUUUCAUACAGAAUUUAAUGAAUUACCAACGUUAAGAAAGCUGAAGCAAGUAUUAACAGAAAGAAUUGGUUUUAACGGUUGUAUAGAAACUCUGCGUAUCAUUUUGUAG
Messenger RNA from Parnassius apollo (apollo), 411 nucleotides. The record is from the annotation of a GenBank genome assembly. Lineage: Eukaryota; Metazoa; Arthropoda; Insecta; Lepidoptera; Papilionidae.